AUGUCCGCACCAAGAGUAUUGUCCAUUCUUCGCCCUCAAAUCCGACUAUCACGUUCUCCUGUGUUCUUGCCGAGAGCGAUAACCUAUCAGUCAUUCUCCACAUCGAUACGAAGAACAGAUAAAGAAGGAGAUGGCGAUAGACCACAAGGUGCUCAUCCGACCAAACACGAAUCAAGACCCGUUUCAUCAGGUGAACCAGUAGCGGAAUACGUUAAAGAAGAUGAAAGUAAAAGAGCUGGAUUACCUGAAGAACCCAAGAAGACUCCUUCACCUGAAGCCCCACCUUCGAAAGCCAACCCAGCUCCUCUAGCAUCAUUACCAGCUCAAGACUUGUUCUCACUGAAGAAUCGAACUGUUAUUAUCACAGGUGGAGGUAGAGGAUUAGGAAUGACAAUCGCCAGAGCAUGUUUAGACAGUGGUGCCAAUGUUAGAUGUUUAGAUUUACUACCCGAACCAUCUCAACCACAAUGGGAUGAAGCACAAGAUCUAGCCUCAUCAAAAGGAUUGGAAAUCACAUAUCACAUAUUAGAUGUGACGGAUAAACAAGCAGUGAUGACUGUAUUCUCAGAUCUAUUCAAGAUGGAUAAGAAUGUCGAAAAUCCAAUAAGGGGAUUAUUCGUUGCUGCAGGUAUUCAAAUUAUGAUGCCUGCUUUAGAAUAUUCGAGUGAAAAGUUUAGAAAAUUAGUUGAUAUUAAUCUGACUGGAACUUUUUUAUGUGCACAAGCAUUCGCGAAUGAAUGGUUGAAAGUUAAUCCUAAUAUCGAUGGAGAAGCUGGUAAAGGUGGUGCCAGUAUCGCAAUGACAGGAAGUAUGUCUGGACAUGUAGCGAAUUUGGGUUUGGAAUGUGUAGCUUAUAACGCAAGUAAAGCUGGUGUAAAUCAAUUAGCUAAGAAUUUAGCUAUGGAAUGGAGUCAAAAAGGUAUCAGAGUCAAUACUCUGUCACCUGGAUAUAUCCGAACAGCACUUACCGCCGCUCAGCUGGAUGAGAAACCCGAGUUAUUGAAAAUAUGGCUUCAAGGUUCUUUGAUGGGAAGAUUGUCUACUCCAGACGAGUUCAGAGGCCCAGCACUUUACCUCUUAUCAGACGCGAGCUCAUUUAUGACAGGAGCUGAUCUUCUAGUUGAUGGUGGACAUACCGCCACGUAA
Molecule: messenger RNA, 1146 nt
Organism: Kwoniella shivajii
Lineage: Eukaryota; Fungi; Basidiomycota; Tremellomycetes; Tremellales; Cryptococcaceae
Exons: 5
Coding region: 1-1146 (381 amino acids)
Cellular component (GO): intracellular anatomical structure
Molecular function (GO): oxidoreductase activity, acting on NAD(P)H, oxygen as acceptor
Source: RefSeq, a predicted model, not a curated record